Adineta ricciae is the source of this 1197-nucleotide messenger RNA. Lineage: Eukaryota; Metazoa; Rotifera; Eurotatoria; Adinetida; Adinetidae. The record is from the annotation of a GenBank genome assembly.
AUGGCACAUCCUCAACCGUCGUACUAUUCCGAAUCUCCCACUGCGUCAUCUCCAUAUUAUUUACAAAAUCAUUCCUCACCGUUACCUUUGGCUCAUCGAUUUUCACAUCUCUCUCUCUCGUCCGCCGGUGCUCAUCAUUCAUCAGGGUUUCCUCCAAUGUCUUUGGAGCGAGACCGUCGCUUUUCCGACUAUCACCCUCAUUCACCUGCCCUUCCUAUUCAGCAUCUUUCUCUCAAUAGUCCUAAUCAUCAUCAUUCUCAAUCUUUAUCUACACAUAGCACCUUACGCCCUGCGUUCUUGUUGCUAACUGAUAGCCAUGGUCGUUUUUUUCCUCCUUUAUUCGAAACAUCUGAAUAUUCCAUCACAACUAAGUCCAUUUCUGGGUUAUCGUGGUUGAAUUCGUACAAUUCGUCUUUGUGUACUUCUUCUCUUCUCAUUUCUUCUUCCUUUUCCACCGAUAUAGCGACAUUUUCUCGUGUGUUAUUUCUCAUUGGAUCUAAUUCGAUUAGAACCACUAGAGCUCCCGUCAUCAUUCAACAAAUCACAUCGUUGAUUGACUGCUUACGUCACACCUAUCCUCAUCUCGCACAUCCUGCCGCCAUUGGUAUUAUAUACACAUUUCCGUGCUAUAAACCUUCGCGUGCUUUCCCCACACUUUCAUCAUUACACUCAAAUCUCACUGAGUAUAAUUCUCUUUUGCGCGACCUAGCCUGCAGCCAAAACUUUCUUCUUCUCGAUCUUUUUGUUGCACCUACACAUUUAAGUCGGGAUGGCCUUCAUCUUCAUCCAAGUCAUUGCUCGAUGAUUUGGUCAUCGAUUAUGACCUAUUUCGCUUCUUCUGUUCGCGCAACACAUCCUUCUUCUACUCACGAAACCGUCGCUCUUCCACUUUCACGUACACAUACACGUUCUCGUACAGCGCUCACUAGUCGUAAUCGUAAACGUCAUCGUAAACUUCGUUUACGUCAACAGUGCUUUGUUGUCGUACGCAAUAUCGAUCCCCUGUGGCGCUUAUCCGAUGUGAGGAAUUACCUGGACCAUCAACAGAUCAUCUAUGCCAACAUCCCCAACUUUCGUCAUCAGCAAGUCUCCAUUCGAUUUCAUAACUUGAUUCGACAAGAACAUGCUGAACGAACCCUGUCUCCAGAUGCUUUCGAUGCUGCUCACUAUCACCUUUGGAAAUGUCACGGUCAUUAA